Mytilus californianus (California mussel) is the source of this 1255-nucleotide messenger RNA. RefSeq lists its product as uncharacterized. The record is from RefSeq and is a predicted model, not a curated record. The coding region runs from base 91 to 1239 and encodes 382 amino acids. NCBI's taxonomy places the organism in Eukaryota, Metazoa, Mollusca, Bivalvia, Mytilida, Mytilidae. The transcript has 6 exons.
UGUCUGCGCCCAUUACAGAAAACAAAUUUGGAAUGAAGACUAUUAUUACGCUGUGUAGUCUUUAAAUCUUUCAUUACUACAGUUCAAAGGAUGUGUAGUCGAAAUUUGCAACAUAUUUGCAAAAAACUUUUAAACACGCGUAUAAAUUCAGUGAACAGGGAUUUUAAGAAAAGAAGCAAAAGUAUAAACUUAGUUCGUAUGGGAUCGACCUUCACUGGAGGCUUCAGCAGAUUGUUUAAAAAGUCACAAGAAAAAGAUUUAAUAUCGCCUAAAAUUGGGGAACUAAAUCUUAGAUAUGUAUUCGUACGCACCUGUGUAGAUUUCUGGAUGGAUAUUCCUGUUGGUGUGAUGUUUGACACUGCAUAUUUUGAUACACACCCUGGAAUCAACAUCAAUCCUGAUACACCGGUGAUAGUAGCACUCCAUGACACUCCUGGUUCACUAAAUGAUAUGAUUCCUAUACUUCAACCAUUUUGUAACCUUGGCUAUAGAGUUGUUGCACCUAAUUUUCCAGAUAGCACCCAUACAAGAGGGAUGAGUAAAUAUGAUGAUACCACAUUUUCUGGUAAAACAGAUGAAAGAGUUACAUUUCUUCAUGAUUUCCUCAAAACUAUUGGUAUAGAAAGAAUUGAUAUGCUUAUUGGACAAGGAAGUGGAUGUAAUACAGUCAUAAGUUAUACAGCUAAUUUAUUAAAUAAACAUGCAGUCAGAUCUAUUGCACUGAUCAGUCCUAUAGGCCACAAGCCUAGCAAAGCUUUAAAAGAGUAUCCUGCUGUAUUGGAGUUUGAUCAAUUGUGGAAUCGGAGUACUUUAUUUAAAUAUCCACUGAGACUAUCACUGGAGAUUUCUUCAUUUCAUAAACUUCCAGUUCUCAGAACAUAUCGUCAAAAGGACAGAUUAAAAGUUAUGCUUCACUUUGCUGGAUUUCAGUAUGAAUGGCUGAACAGCGAUUCCUUUGGUAUCGGCAGUUCUAGUAUGCCCAGAUUGAUGACAUAUAAUUUAAAUAAUAACCUGGUAGAUGAGGAUCUAAUGGAAGAAUACACAGAACUCCUAGGUAUACCCACAACAAAUAUCUUUCAUUGUGGGACAGGUGAACAAGUUAAAUCUGAGAAAAAUGAUAAUUCAGCAUUAAAGUGUGUUGCCUUUGAAGACAAAGAUUAUACAUUGAACAAAUAUUCAGGACAAUUAACUUUACUAUUACAAGAUUUAUUGAAAAAUGUGAUUAAAAGGAGAUGGUGAUUUGUUCUAAACAUUA